UGCGCUGGGCUUUCGUUUCGUCCGCGCCCCGUCCUCCGCUGCUCGCCUUGGACGUUUCUGCUUCUGCUGCCGCUGAACCUUCUCUGCGCUCUCUCGAAUGUCGCAGUGAUCGAUUUCGCUUCAUGGAGUGCGGGAGCAAUCGAGCGAGCUCCGGGCGUGUGGAUGCGACUCGCUCGUCGUGGUGACGAGACAGAGGCAAAGAGAGAGGCAGGCGUGGAGGGUGAGCCUGUGCUCGGUGGAACAAGUGGGCGAGUCAUAUCGAGUCGGUGGUAGUAUCAGGGAGAGCGAUGGCAGCUGUCGUUGCUGACUGCGCCUGGCCGUCCUGUCAAUAGAGGGGUAGCGAGUGGGAGCGGAGCGGAGGGGAAGGGAAGUGAAGAUUAGGGACGGGAUGGAAGGCAUGCAGAUAGUUCUGCUGUGAAGUCCAGGGUUGAAGGGAUCGGGCGGGGAGGCAGGAGUUGUCACGAGUAUCAUGGAUGUUGAGGUUGCUUGCAAUCUUCAGGAGUGGCGAGUUCCGUGGAGCGUCGGCGCGGUGCAGUAGAACUUUUUUCUGGGAGCGUAAAAUCGUCCGGUGUUUGUAUUGCAAAGCACAAUGGCCCCGUAGUCGUGUGAAUCUCCCUGGAGUCUUGCUUCGACGACCAGAUAGGGUUGUUCGAUGGGAGAUAGGGUAUCGAAGCGGUUGCAGGGUUGAGAAUUGAGCGAGACUCGUAAGUUAGGGCGGAGUGGUUCUACAGCCAGUGUUGCGGACGGAGAAGAAUUUUGAGGAAGCAGGAGAGGAAGUGCCAGCCGAAGUAUCGUGGUGGGGCGGCACAGGUUUCAGAGCGAAACUCUUGAGGUUGGCGUAGGGAAGAGGAGGGCAUUAGCAGCUUUAGCCUGAACAGCAGAACUACAUGGAUUGGGAUACAGAUACCGAUGACUCGGAUAUGUCCUUGGGUAGUGUGGAGGAGUCCGAGGUUCAGGAGAUGGAUCGUAUAAGGAUAUGCUCAGAAUUAAGAGCGGAUGACGAGUCAUCUCACAAGCGAGUGGAUACCUCGCACAAGCGUUUGGAAGUCCUCCUGCAUUCCAGCCCCUGUGGAUUGAUUGUCACCGAUGCCUUAGAGCCGGACCAGCCUAUCAUCUACGUCAACACAGUGUUCGAGUUCAUAACAGGCUACAAAGCCGAAGAGAUUCUGGGCAAAAACUGGGUACGUCGUCGUGCAACAGAGUCCGUGUUUGGGUGGCAGGAACCUUGAACCUGCCACUUGAGGGAAAUUGAAUCUGAACUUGUCACGAGCUCGGUUUUAAACUUGGACUGCCGAGCAAAUACUCCGCGGUCGUUUUUUGCAGUGUAGGGGACCAUUCGCUCAAAGGCGCCACCCACUCGUUGACCCAACAACUGUUGCAACGAUUAAACGAUGUCUCACUGAAGGCGUGGAGUUUCGCGGUGAGCUGUUGAAUUUCAGGAAGGAUGGUACCCCGUUGAUGAAUAAGCUGUGCAUGACACCAAUACAUGCAGAGGAUGGGACAAUCACUCAUGUGAUUGGAAUUCAGUCUUUCACGGAAGCAAAACUCGAUCUUGGUCCAAUACCAUGGAAGGACUCACUGCUUUGGAGCAAGGACCAGCCUCUGAAGGAAGCGAAUGCAUACAAGAGUUCUCCCGUCGGCCCUGGUCAGUCGUCGAAGGAUGCCUGUGGUCUCCUGCAGCUCAGUGACGAGGUUCUGACUCACAAAAUCAUUGCUUACGUAGCACCGAGGGAUGUUGCUGCUCUUGGCUUGGUUUGUAGACGUCUUCACGAGAUCACAAAAAAUGAUAACCUGUGGAGGUCAGUUUGUCAAAAUUCUUGGGGUUUCGAGGCCACGAAGGCUUUGGAAUCUGUACCGGGUGCUGAUAAUCUGGAAUGGGGCAGACUUGCAAGAGAACUGACGACUUUAGAGGCAGCUGCUUGGAGGAAACUGACGGUGGGUGGUGCAGUUGAACCUUCACGCUGCAACUUCAGUGCCUGUGCAGUUGGCAAUAAGUUGGUAUUAUUCGGUGGGGAAGGUGUAAAUAUGCAGCCAAUGAAUGACACAUUUGUGCUUGACUUGAGCGUCAAACACCCUGCAUGGCAACACGUGAAUGUGAAAUCACCUCCUCCAGGCCGUUGGGGCCACACCUUAUCGUGUUUGAACAAGUCGUGGUUGGUGGUCUUUGGGGGAUGUGGAAGAGACGGUCUACUGAACGAUGUUUUCAUCGUGGAUCUGGAUGCGAAACAACCUAUCUGGCGAGAGAUCGGGGCUGGAGCUGUCGCUCCUAUCCCUCGAUCAUGGCAUAGCUCAUGCACGUUAGAUGGAACAAAGCUAGUGGUGUCAGGAGGGUGUGCGGACUCUGGUGUACUUCUUAGUGACACUUUCUUACUAGACUUAACGAUGGAGAAACCAAUGUGGCGAGAAAUCCAUGUCUCAUGGAGCCCUCCCUCUCGUUUGGGUCACACCCUCUGUGUUUAUCAAGGAUGGAAAGUUCUUAUGUUCGGUGGGCUGGCUAAAAGCGGUCCUCUGAGAUUACGGUCUAGUGAUGUCUUCACCAUAGACUUAAGUGAAGAGCAACCUAAAUGGAAGUAUGUGACAGGUAGCACCCUUCCAGGCGGAGCAGCACCAGCAGGCACGCCUCCUCCUCCAAGACUGGAUCAUGUUGCUGUUAGUUUGCCCGGUGGCAGGAUUCUUAUAUUUGGCGGUUCUAUUGCUGGACUCCAUUCUCCAGCACAACUCUUCGUUCUGGACCCGAAGGAAGAGCAAUCGACAUGGAGAGUUUUGAAUGUGCCUGGCCAACCACCGAAGUUCGCCUGGGGCCAUAGCACCUGUGUUGUAGGUGGCACUCGUGCAGUCGUUUUGGGAGGACAUACAGGGGAAGAAUGGAUCUUAAACGAGCUCCACGAGUUGUCCAUAACACAUAAGAGUCUGUCUAGCACCUGAUUGCAGGGAGUGCAUAAGUUUAGGAGAGAGUAGAGAGACAAAGUCCAGGUCGGAAAUGAGGUGUAAAAAAUUCCAUUAGAUCAUGCUUUUAUCAGAAACUGGCCGGUUUCACUUUCAAAGCGAAGUUGGAAGUGUGGCUGGACUGGCUAAAGAUUGGAUGCUUGUUAAUACUUCCUCUGGUAUAACCAACCGUGAUAUUUAUCCAAAAACUGAACUUCAGAGAACCACCCAUCGUUCUAGAUGGAAUUGUAUUUUGAGGCAUUUAAUGGACAAAUUAUC
This is a messenger RNA of Marchantia polymorpha subsp. ruderalis, 3204 nucleotides long. The record is from the annotation of a GenBank genome assembly. NCBI's taxonomy places the organism in Eukaryota, Viridiplantae, Streptophyta, Marchantiopsida, Marchantiales, Marchantiaceae.